Molecule: messenger RNA, 1820 nt
Organism: Phasianus colchicus (ring-necked pheasant)
Lineage: Eukaryota; Metazoa; Chordata; Aves; Galliformes; Phasianidae
Gene: SLC48A1
Product: solute carrier family 48 member 1
Biological process (GO): heme transport
Cellular component (GO): lysosomal membrane; plasma membrane
Molecular function (GO): heme binding; heme transmembrane transporter activity
Source: RefSeq, a predicted model, not a curated record
GUGGGCGGGGCUUCGGGGCGGUGGCGGCGGAGCGCUCCGAUGGCGGUGAGCCGAGCGCUCGCUGUACGCUUGGCCUACGCGGCCGCCGGAGCCCUUAUGGGUUUUUCGGCUUUCUUCACUUGGAGCCUGGCGCCCGCCUUCCGCCAACCCGCCACGGCCGCGGCCGGGGGGCUCUCGGGUGUUCUGGCGCUCUGGGCCCUAAUCACGCAUGUGAUGUAUGUGCAGGAUUACUGGAGGACCUGGUUAAAAGGGCUGAGGUUCUUCCUCUUCAUCGGGAUCCUCUUCUCAGCUCUUUCCGUGGUGGGAUUCUGCACAUUCCUCGUCCUGGCCAUCACUCAGCAUCAGUCCCUGACUGAUCCCAGAAGCUACUACCUGUCGUGUGUCUGGAGCUUCAUCUCCUUGAAAUGGGCUUUUCUGCUCAGCCUCUACGCCUACCGGUACAGGAAUGAGUUUGCAGACAUCAGUAUCCUCAGUGACUUCUGACGCUGGGACUUUGCUCCUGUCUGAAGGUGCUGGAUGUCUGAGCUGCCCCCCAGUGGUACGUGCGAGAAGCAUACAGGAGGCAGAGGAGGAAGCCACCCAGUGCUGCUUGGUUUGUCUGUCUGCAGUAGGGGGUUUUUCCUAAUUGCUUUUACUCAACCAUUUAAAGUUUGGCUAACGCUGUCAAUCUGUUCCUUCUGUCACUUUCCUGCGUCUGGCAGUGAGCUGAAAGGCUCCAUCUGCUCACAGACAGCAGGCCUGCAUCCAAGCCCUCAUUGCCCUGAGGUCCCUGGGGUUCACGUGGCUCAGCAGCCCCCAGGGUGGGGGGCUGUGGGUUGAUGCCUUGAGGAUGCAGCCCCCGAGGGAGGGGGGCUUCAGCAGCAAAGAACCCCAAGCUCCUUCUUGCACUGCUCUGCCCCAUGGAGAAAAAGGGAAGGGAGCCCUUGGGUGCCCCCAGCACCUCCACAUCUUCCAGGAUUUUCUGCAGCUGAGAUCAAGGAGCACCUUUGGGUCAGCGUGCACAGCAGAGCAGCAGGCAGCUCUGCAAUGAGGCCGGCUGGGAGUCACUAAAACCAGACAUCACUAAAGCCAGACGAAGUCCACGUGUGUGGAACACACUUAGGAGCUUUAACACUCAGGCUUUUAAAUACUAAACCCUCCCUUCCUGCUGGUUUGGGGCUGCCAGCACUGGCAGGGGGUGCAGUGGUGAUCCCUGCCCACAGCUGUGCCCACUGUGAAGUCUGCAAGUGCUUUUAUAAAGGCUGUCUCCUAACCCAUCUCACACCUUUCUCCAACGCAGCACUGCCCAUGGGUUUGCUGCCUGGGUGCUGAUCCCAGCUCUGGAAACUGCAGGUGGUCCCUUCCCAUCACUGAGUGAAAUCACAGCGGGGGCACGUAUCCAAAACUCCCAUCAUUUUUUCCCAACCCCCCCCCCGAGGGUUUUAAACUUUAUUUUUGUGAUGGUAAAUUAGCCCACAGACAGCUCACUGAACCUAACCCCUGUUUUCUCUCUGACAUCUUUUAGCUCUGGACUUUAUACCCGUGUCUCAGCUUUUUAAAAGAUGGUGUAUGUAAAUAUAUAAUAUAUUUUUACAUUGUUUGUGCUUCGGUUGCACGCUUGGUGUAGGACCUGGCCCUGCAGCAGGAUGCUAAUUCACAGCAGAGCUCAUCUGUGUGUAUCCCAGCAUCUCCUUGUACUAAACCACACUGUAACUCGUAUGUGAUGCCACAAUAAGAGCAGAAAUACAGCCUCUUUCUCACCAAACCUGUAGUCACUGCUUCACAAAGUUAUUAAAAUCCUGUCUCCUUCCUUUGGUGCCAGAGUGAAAGGAGCUUUGCUA